GUAAAAUCCAUAGACAUUUCUUUAAUAGAAUACCACAAGAACAUUUAGUAACACCAAAAAUAUAAAUAAAUAACGCCAACAACAAUAACAACAAAGAGAAUAAAACAAAAGCAAAAAAUAAAACAAAAAGACAAUGGACCAUUUUGAGGCUGCAUCUCAGGAUGACUUUACGUUUCUAGAAUAUUCAGCCGACACCCAAACCUCUCAAUACGACUACAAUGAUUUCACUCAGCAGACCAAGACAGAUCGCCACGAUCCCGAACCUGAUCUCUCUCUCGCUGCCCUGUCCCUUGGAAACCUGACUCAGACAGACGAAAGCGAAAAUGCAAAGGCCAACGGAACGGCCUCAUUCGUAAACGAAUUCCAGUUUGAAGACACGGACGACUUUGAUGCCUUUGGAGAAGGCUUGGGUCCCCUUGAAGAAAAAGACCUACCAAGUCAUGCUUGCAAUUACUGCGGUAUUCACGCACCUGCAUCCGUUGUAAAAUGCGUGACAUGUGACCGCUGGUUCUGUAAUGCUAGAGGCCACACUUCUGGAUCGCACAUCAUCAACCAUCUAGUACGUGCCAAGCACAAGGAGGUUAUGCUCCACCCCGAAUCACCCUUGGGAGAAACAGUCCUAGAGUGCUACAAUUGUGGAUGCAGAAACGUUUUCUUGCUUGGCUUUAUCCCUGCCAAGAGCGAUACCGUUGUUGUUCUUCUCUGCAGACAACCUUGUGCAGCCGUGCCUUCUUCAAAAGACAUGAAUUGGGACACAACUCAAUGGAUGCCCCUGAUUGGUGAUCGUUGCUUCCUCACUUGGUUGGUCAAGAUACCUUCUGAACAGGAACAACUCCGUGCUCGCCAAAUCACCUCCCAACAGAUCAACAAACUAGAAGAGUUAUGGAAAGAGAACAGCGAAGCAACCCUAGAGGAUUUGGAGAAACCAGGUGUCGAUGAUGAACCUCAUCCUAUUUUAUUAAGAUAUGAAGAUGCUUACCAAUAUCAAAAUAUCUGUGGACCACUUGUAAAAAUGGAAGCUGAUUAUGACAGAAAAUUAAAGGAAUCUCAGACUUGUGAUGAUAUUGUAGUAAGAUGGGAUGUGGGUCUCAAUCAAAAGAAUAUCGCAUGGUUCUAUUUCCCCAAACUCGAGAUGGGAGAAGUCAAACUUGCAGUUGGAGAUGAACUUCGUCUUCGUUACCGCGGUGAAUUGCACGAACCAUGGGAAGGAGUUGGUCACGUCAUCAAGAUUCCCAACAAUGUCAGCGAUGAAGUUGCUCUUGAAUUACGCCUGCUCGAUCGCGCACCUGUCGAAUGCACCCACAACUUUUCGGUAGACUUUGUCUGGAAAUCAACCAGUUUCGAUCGCAUGCAGCUUGCCAUGCGUACCUUUGCCGUAGACGAGACUAGUGUCAGUGGUUACAUUUACCACAGACUUCUUGGACACGAUGUCGAGCCACAGGUGCUCAAGACUCAGAUGCCCAAGCGAUUCUCUGCACCAAACCUGCCCGAACUCAACCACUCUCAGGUCUAUGCUGUCAAAUCAGUCCUCCAACGCCCUCUUAACCUCAUCCAAGGCCCUCCUGGAACCGGAAAGACCGUCACAUCGGCCUCGAUUGUCUACCACCUCGCCAAGAUGAAUCCUGGCCAGGUCCUGGUUUGUGCACCCUCCAACGUAGCCGUCGACCAGCUGUCCGAAAAAAUCCAUCAGACCGGUCUCAAGGUCGUCAGAGUGACUGCAAAAUCCCGCGAAGAACUUGAUUCGCCUGUGUCUUUCUUGACCCUCCACGAACAAGUAUUGAACAACGACACAAAUGUCGAAUUGCAAAAGUUGAUCAUGUUAAAGCGUGAGCAAGGAGAAUUGAGUGCGUCUGAUGAAAAGAAGUACAAGUCUCUCAAGCGCGCAUGCGAAAAGGAAAUUUUACAGAACGCUGAUGUUAUUUGCUGUACUUCAGUUGGUGCCGGUGACCCUCGUGUAUCCAAAUUGAGAUUCAGAACUGUGCUUAUCGAUGAGGCGACUCAGGCAUCAGAGCCAGAGUGUAUGAUUCCGCUUGUGUUGGGCUGUAAACAGGUUGUGUUGGUUGGUGAUCAUCAGCAAUUGGGUCCGGUCAUCAUGAACAAAAAGGCUGCCCGUGCUGGUCUGUGCCAGUCUUUGUUCGAGCGUCUGGUUAUCCUCGGCAUCCGUCCUAUCCGUCUUCAGGUCCAAUACCGUAUGCACCCCUGUCUAUCAGAAUUCCCGAGCAACAUGUUUUAUGAGGGUACUUUACAGAACGGCAUUACCACACAAGAACGUCUGCGAAAGAAUGUCGACUUCCCUUGGCCUGUUCCAGAGACACCCAUGAUGUUCUACGUCAAUCUAGGCAACGAAGAAAUCUCGACAUCCGGAACCUCUUAUCUCAACCGUACCGAGGCCUCAAACUGCGAAAAGAUCGUGACGAGGUUUAUGAAAGCAGGUAUCCUUCCUUCUCAGAUCGGUGUCGUGACUCCUUAUGAAGGCCAGAGAUCGUACAUUGUUCAGUACAUGCAGUUCAACGGUUCGCUCCGUAAGGAUCUCUACAAGGAGAUCGAAGUUGCCAGUGUGGAUGCAUUCCAGGGUCGUGAAAAGGACUACAUUAUCUUGAGUUGUGUGCGCAGCAAUGAGCACCAGGGCAUUGGCUUUUUGAGUGAUCCUCGUAGAUUGAAUGUAGCCUUGACUCGUGCCAAAUACGGUGUUGUGAUUCUCGGCAAUCCAAAGGUUCUAAGCAAACAUCCUUUGUGGCAUCACCUGCUGGUCCACUACAAGGAAAAGGGCUGUUUGGUAGACGGUGCACUGAACAACUUGCGAGUGUCGAUGAUCCAGUUCAGCCGGCCUCGUAAGGCUUACCGCAAAGACGAUAAGUUUAGUCAAGGAUUGGCUCAUCAGAUUGAUGCCAGAGAAGCUUUUUCGCGUCCUCCCUUGGCAAGCGAGAACCGCCGUGGUGGUAAUGGUGGAGGUUAUGACCAGGACUUUAUGCAGACACAUGGACCUGUGGGUUACAUUCCAUCAGAUCUUGGCUCUUUCCCUUCUUCGCAAUUCAACAUUCCAUUCAUCCCGUCUGCAAGUGGACCAUUUACACAGGAUCUUUCUCAAUCGAGUGUGUUUAACCGUAAGAACAUGCGCCAGAACACAAUAACCGAGAGCCAGACAUCUCGCUAUAUUCCUGGUUCGUCGACCUUUGCAACCCAUUCGUUUGGAUGGCAGAUGGGAGGACCCGGGGGAUCCGGAGGUAGUGGGUCUGGUAGUGGUAGUGGUGCUGCUGCUGCUGGUAGUGCAAAUGGAGCAGGAGGAGCUGCAUCUCAAAAUCUUUACAGUAGCCAGGCAUCGAUUGGGCUUGCGUUGUCUCAGAGUGAUCGUUUGCGUAUGAUGACUGACAUGGCCAGUCAGACAAAUACUCAACCUCAGGGUAUGAUGACUCAAGACAGUAUGAGCUAUGGUUUUGAUGAUUACAAGUCUCAAGAUGUGUCUUCCAUGAUGAGUCAAGACUUUGAUUUGAGAAGCCAGGCAAGCCAGGCAUACACCCAGUAUUAAAGAAAAGAGAGGCAGCAAAGAAACAAAGAAGGAAGGAAUGAAAGAAAGAAUGAAAGAAAGAAAGAAAGAAAGGGAAGACAAGACAAGACACGAGAAGAAAUGAAAAGGAUAAGAAAGGAAAUAGAGGUUGCCAACCCG
Molecule: messenger RNA, 3664 nt
Organism: Phycomyces blakesleeanus NRRL 1555(-)
Lineage: Eukaryota; Fungi; Mucoromycota; Mucoromycetes; Mucorales; Phycomycetaceae
Exons: 7
Coding region: 134-3526 (1130 amino acids)
Biological process (GO): nuclear-transcribed mRNA catabolic process, nonsense-mediated decay
Cellular component (GO): cytoplasm
Molecular function (GO): zinc ion binding; RNA helicase activity; RNA binding
Source: RefSeq, a predicted model, not a curated record